This is a messenger RNA of Entelurus aequoreus (snake pipefish), 3334 nucleotides long. Its product is annotated as MICAL-like protein 1. The record is from RefSeq and is a predicted model, not a curated record. Bases 1 to 1992 code for a protein of 663 amino acids. Lineage: Eukaryota; Metazoa; Chordata; Actinopteri; Syngnathiformes; Syngnathidae. The transcript has 13 exons.
AUGCCGCCUCGUCCCCUUGAGCCUGGCACUGCAGUGGAGGCUCCUGACCGCCUCCUUCUCCUCUUGUCCGCUUCCUCUUCUUCUGUGUCACAGUGUAAGGGGACGGAGGAGGAAGAAUGGCCGUUAUGGAGAUCCAAGCUGGAGAUCUUCAGGUUCCCCUCCGCUGCUGGUCUUCAGAGGCCAUCAUUUACAUCUUCCUCUCUUGACUUUGCAGCCGGUCCUUCCGGUCUGAGGUCGGCACACCUGGUCUUACCCAAGCAGCGCUCCCCCUCUCCGCCUUCCUUCGGAGACGACGGCCGUGGCGGCAGAAGAGUGCACGUGUCUUGUCCGCGCUGCCUGCAACAUGUGCACCUGGUCCAGAGACACCUGGUCCGAGGAGAGGUCUACCACCGCAGCUGCUUCAGGUGCAAGGUGUGCCGCAGCACGCUGCUGGCUGGCUUCCACGCGCCCGGGGAAGCCGCCUGCUCGGUUCUUUGCUCCGAGGAGGAGCGAGGAGGCGCGAGGAGCACCUGUGACUUGUCUCUCGGCGGCCUGGAUCUGGUCGGCGGCCCUCAGGGCACGGAGGCGAGGCGGUCACGUGACAAACCGGUUGUCAAAGUGGCCGAGCAACCUGUGCCGAGCGAGACGUCCCAGUCGCCGUGCGCCAUGUUCCAGCCGGCUGGUGUCGCCCGGGCAACGGAAGAUGGACGACCAAGCGGUCUGGCAGUCAGCUUAGAGUCCGAUGAAGGGACUAAAAUGGAGGAUCUUCAUUGGGCGUCUUCAGCAGGAAGAGGAGAAAGUAAGCAGCUGGCUCAGGUGUCCCAGGCAGGCAGUCCUUCCAUGCAAGUCCAGUCCUCAGCCAGUCCAUCCCUCAUACGAAAAAGUCCGGUGAAAAGAAACCAUCCCUGGCUGAGAAUCAUCCACCCGGGACCGUGGACACAACUGCCUCCUGUUGAGAGCCCGGUACCCUUCAGACACUCCCGGUCUGGCUUGUCCUGGUACAGACCCAAAGUCCCUCCUCCCAAUCCUUUCAGCGGAGACCUGCAGGACCAUACCAAAGACGUUCUUGCCGACACUACCAGUCGGAUUGCUUCCUCGUCUUUGGAGGCCCCCGGGGAUGAUAUCGUGAUUGGGGAUCCGGUUUUGUCGAGGAGUUUUUCCCAGCCAGCUGUUAAAACACCUGGGCCUCAGGACUCGGAGGUCUGCCAAGAAAAUGAUCAUUUUGAUCGAAAAAGGGAGACGGCCAAAUCAGAGACGUGUCAGGUUGUCACACCUGGACGGGCCCCGGCUCCUGGACACGGCACACCUGGACGGGCCCCGGCUCCUGGACACGUCACACCUGGACGGGCCCCGGCUCCUGGACACGGCACACCUGGACGGGCCCCGGCUCCUGGACACGGCUUCCCACUCGUCAGAAGGAAGGUGGAGGUGGAGGUGGAGGUGGAGCAGUCUGCUCCUGCAGCACACCUGCAGGCGGAGGCAAGACGACUGAACAAGCAGCUGGAGGCGCUGGAAGAACGAGGCGUCGCCAUGGAGACCAACCUUAGAAAGUGCAAGAAUGACGAAGAGGAAGAGCAUUUGCUGAGCGAGUGGCGUGCUCUCACCCGUGAGAGGGACUCUCUGAUGCGCCGAGACACGGAGCUGGUCUACCUGAGCAAGCAAGGGAAGUUGGAGGAGAGGCAGGUGGAGGUGGAGUACCAGCUCAGAUGUCUCCUCAACAAACCAGAAAGCGUCUGGAGUGAAGAAGAUAAGAGUCGGGAGGAAAGUUUGAUGGCUGAGCUGGUCCUGAUCAUCGAGCAGAGGAACCACAUCGUCAGCGCUUUGGACCAAGACAGGCAGAGGGAGCGUGAAGAGGACGUGCUUUGGGAAGUGAUGUCCAGGAACCAAGAGUUGGAUAAAGAAGGUCUGAAAGAGCUGAAGAAGUCCAAAGGAAAGUUCAGGCCCGCCAAUGUUUUUAAAAGGCUGAACCCGAGAGUAGAACACGCCAAGGAGUCCCUCGACAAGAAGUGCUGAAGACUGCAGACAUUCAAAUAUUUGUACUACACAAAUGGAUAGAGAUGUCCGAUAAAUGCGUUAAAAUGUAAUAUCGGAAAUUAUCGGUAUCGUUUUUUUUAUUAUCAGUAUCGGUUUUUUAAUUUUUUUUAUUUUAUUUUUUAUUAAAUCAACAUAAAAAACCCAAGAUACACUUACAAUUAGUGCACCAACCCAAAAAACCUCCCUCCCCAUUUCUUUCUGUUAUCAAUAUUCUGCUUCCUACAUUAUAUAUCAAUAUACACUACCGUUCAAAAGUUUGGGGUCACAUUAAAAUGUCCUUAUUUUUCAAUGAAGAUAACUUUAAACUAGUCUUAACUUGAAAGAAAUACACUCUAUACAUUGCUAAUGUGGUAAAUGACUAUUCUAGCUGCAAAUGUCUGCUUUUUGGUGCAAUAUCUACAUAGGUGUAUAGAGGCCCAUUUCCAGCAACUAUCACUCCAGUGUUCUAAUGGUACAAUGUGUUUGCUCAUUGGCUCAGAAGGCUAAUUGAUGAUUAGAAAACCCUUGUGCAAUCAUGUUCACACAUCUGAAAACACUUUAGCUCGUUACAGAAGCUACAAAACUGACCUUCCUUUAAUCAGAUUGAGUUUCUGGAGCAUCACAUUUAUGGGGUCAAUUAAACGCUCAAAAUGGCCAGAAAAAGAGAACUUUCAUCUGAAACUCGACAGUCUAUUCUUGUUCUUAGAAAUGAAGGCUAUUCCACUAAAUUGUUUGGGUGACCCCAAACUUUUGAACGGUAGUGUAUAUCAAUACAGUCUGCAAGGGAUACAGUCCGUAAGCACACAUGAUUGUGCGUGCUGCUGCUCCACUAAUAGUACUAACCUUUAACACUUCAUUUUACUCAUUUUCAUUCAUUACUAGUUUCUAUGUAACUGUUUUUAUAUUGUUUUACUUUCUUUUUUAUUCAAGAAAAUGUUUUUAAUUUAGUUAUCUUAUUUAUUUUUUUCUUUUAAAAAGUACCUUAUCUUCACCAUACCUGGUUGUCCAAAUUAGGCAUAAUAAUGUGUUAAUUCCACGACUGCAUGUAUCGGUUGAUAUCGGUAUCGGUUGAUAUCGGUAUCGGUAAUUAAAGAGUUGGACAAUAUCGGAAUAUCGGAUAUCGGCAAAAAGCCAUUAUCGGACAUCCCUACAAAUGGAUUUAUUCUAAGAAAUAACACGCGUUGGUCCUGUUGAAUUGUAACUGAACAACGAGGAGUUUGUCUGGGUGUUUCACAGACGAGAGGACAUGUGCGUCUGUUGUUAGUAUGCAUGUUUUAUUACAGAUGUGUAAGUAAAUAAAACAAUGUGGUGAAACGGCGGAGUAAUGGGAUACUUGACAAAU